Molecule: messenger RNA, 800 nt
Organism: Prunus mume (Japanese apricot)
Lineage: Eukaryota; Viridiplantae; Streptophyta; Magnoliopsida; Rosales; Rosaceae
Source: RefSeq, a predicted model, not a curated record
CGUUUCUGAGGAUAUAACCCUUCUGCUAUAAAUAUUUUCGUUCAGGUUUUGACCUAUAUAUUUUCCUUUCUCUUCAAUAAGACAGGAGAAAUUCAGGAAAUGUCUGUUCUGUCAUCUAGAAUUUAUUGGACUUUUCUGGAUUGAAUAUCUGAUGAGGUUUCACUUACUGAACAAGAUGACAGCCAAGAAAAAUGUCUCAAGGUAGCACACUUGCCAUGGAUUCCGUUCGAGGACAAGGCGGCAUCCAGAUGCUGCUAACAGCAGAACAGGAUGCUCAACACAUUGUUAACAGUGCCAGAACCGCAAAGACGGCGCGCUUGAGGCAAGCUAAAGACGAAGCUGAGAGGGAAGUGAAACUCUAUCGCACCAAUAUGGAGGCUGAGUAUCAAAAGAUGAUUUCAGAUACAAGUGGGAGCUCUGGCUCCAAUGUAAAAAGGCUUGAGGAGGAAACUGAUGCGAAGAUUAAAAACUUGAAGGAAUCAUCAUCAAAGGUCCGAUCGGAUAUCGUCAGCAUGCUCAUGAAGUAUGUCACAACUGUGAAAACUUGAAGCAUAAGCAGUCACAGUGUAUAUGCGAAAGGCAAGGAGAGAGAUAAACUGGAAUAAACGGGUCUGAAACUAGCAGAUCGGGAUAGAAUUCCAUAUGGAUUGUUUGUUUAUUGCUUCGAUGUGUCUUAGCUUACAAAGUUCUUUUGAGAGACAUUUAGUUUCUUCCAUAAUUAUGAUAAGUUAUUUAAGUUAUAUAGCAUUUGGAAUUUUUAUAUAUAAAUUUCCAAGGAUGUCAAUAUAAACGUUCCAAUA